Molecule: messenger RNA, 495 nt
Organism: Chaetomium globosum CBS 148.51
Lineage: Eukaryota; Fungi; Ascomycota; Sordariomycetes; Sordariales; Chaetomiaceae
Product: 60S ribosomal protein L11
Exons: 2
Coding region: 1-495 (164 amino acids)
Biological process (GO): translation
Cellular component (GO): cytosolic large ribosomal subunit; ribosome
Molecular function (GO): RNA binding; structural constituent of ribosome
Source: RefSeq, a predicted model, not a curated record
AUGCGGGAGCUCCGCAUCCAGAAGCUCGUCCUGAACAUCUCUGUCGGCGAGUCUGGUGACAGGCUGACCCGUGCUGCCAAGGUGCUGGAGCAGCUGUCCGGUCAAACCCCGGUUUACAGCAAGGCCCGGUACACCGUCCGCACGUUCGGCAUUCGCCGUAACGAAAAGAUCUCGGUGCACGUCACCGUCCGUGGCCCCAAGGCCGAGGAGAUUCUCGAGCGUGGCCUCAAGGUUAAGGAGUACGAGCUCCGCAAGCGCAACUUCAGCGAGACCGGCAACUUCGGCUUCGGCAUCAGCGAGCACAUCGAUCUCGGCAUCAAGUACGACCCCGGUAUCGGUAUCUACGGCAUGGACUUCUACUGCUGCAUGACCCGCCCUGGUGAGCGCGUCUCCCGCCGCCGCCGCUGCAAGGCCAGAAUCGGUGCCAGCCACCGCAUCAACCGCGACGACACCAUCAAGUGGUUCAAGCAGCGCUUCGACGCCAUUGUCCGCUAA